Molecule: messenger RNA, 1395 nt
Organism: Durusdinium trenchii
Lineage: Eukaryota; Dinophyceae; Suessiales; Symbiodiniaceae
Source: the annotation of a GenBank genome assembly
AUGGGAACCGACACGGAGACGCCACCACUAUGUCAGGAUCUUCAGGAGGGUUACCAGACGCUGCACAGUCGUGUCUCGAAGAGAGACAUGCGGCGACGAGGUGCCGUCUCCUGGUCAUGCAUUACGAGCUACCAAUGGAUCUACUCCAUGAUCACCACCGGCUUCGCUUUGACCAUCUUGCCCCAGGAGGCCGAAAGGCUCCACUCGGCUGAUUCGAGCCUGUGGCUAGCCACAUAUGUGAUGAUCUGUGGUGUCACACAGCUCAUUUGCCCCAUGGCCGGCCUCUUCUCCGAUCGCUUGAACUGCUCCUUCGGCCGGCGGCGGCCAGUGAUGCUGACGGCGAGCCUGCUGGCGGGCGGAGGAUUUCUGUGUCUUUACUUCUGCAGUCGCUACCUUUGCCCUGAGGGCUUUCUUUGUGCCUUAGCCUUCACCGAGACGUCCCUGAACGUGGCCUUCGCAGCGCAUGCGGCCUUGCCCGCUGAUUUGCGCGUUCAGCCUCAGUUUGAAGAGCCAAGUACCAGGGGUGCUGAGUCUGAAGCUGGCCUCAUCUCUGGCAUCAUGGCCUUGCAUUCCUUCCUGGGCGCUGUGUGCGCCGUGGGCUUUCUGGAUUUCACCUCAGGUGCUCCACUCUAUUUUUUCUACCUCGUCUAUGGCAUUGCGGUUCUCGUGGUGUGCACCUUUGUGAGUCUCGUGGCCAAGGAGGAGUCCUCCAGCAACCUCAGCUCCCCCAGUGCAGGCGAGAUUCUGGCUGCAUACAGCAUGGACACUGAGAGGGACGCAGACUUCUUUUGGGUGUGCUAUGGACGUCUCCUGUUCUACACCAGCCAAUCAGUGAUUGUCUUCAUGGCCUAUUUCAUUCGCGAUAUGUUCCAGGUGAGAUCGGAGCCGGAAGUGAUCUCAAAGCUCUCGUUGCUGGUCUUCAUCGGUCAAGGCGUUGGGGCCGUGGUGGCCGUGCCCAGCAGUCGAAUCUCCGACCUGGUGGGAUGCAAGCCGAUGGUCUACGUCUCCUGCCUGGUGCAAUGUGCCAGUUUCCUGGCCUUCAUCGUGGCUGCUCGCGUGGGCUGGUCCGUCAUGCUGGUGGGAGCUGUGAUAUAUGGACUUGGAGCGGGGUCUUAUAUGAGCGUGGACUAUGCUUUAGCUCUGAAAUGCCUCCCAGCAAAUAAGGACCGUGCCCAGUCCUUUGGCUUGUGGGGCAUUGCUGGCUUCAUCGGUAGCUGCCUGGGGCCAUUAGUCACUGGUGGAGUUCUGUGGUUGUUCACAGGUGACGAUGAGACCAGCGUCCUGCAUGGACCUCACUAUGAGUACCAGGGCUACGUGCUGGGGAUGAUCCUGGCUGGCUCCAUGCCUGCACUCGCAGUGAUCCCCGCGACGCGUUUGAUCCAACGCACCGUGUGA